GUAUCUUUGUUUUGUUGGCUUUGUUGUGAAAUUGGCUUACUGUUGCAAUGCCAAAAUAUUUGAUUGUACAGUUAUUUCCAUUGAUAAUGAUAUCUAUGUGUAUGUAUGUGUGUAGGUUUUUAUAUUGUCGAAACAGGUGAACGCUUUCAACUUAUUCCUUGCUCAAACGAGACAGAAACGAAUGGCAGAGUAAAUGGUAACUGUCGGGCUAGUGGCUUUCAUUGAAGCAAGUUUACUAUAUAUGUACAUAUGUAUGUAGUCUCCAGGCAGUUGGUGCAGCUUUAUCUGGGACCUCCCUCAGCACAGUAUGGCGUGAAUGCCACACAUACAUAACCCAACGCAUAUCUAUAUACAUAUGUAUAUGUGUGUGUGACUAUGUCGAAGGCAAUUCUUAAUCAUCUUUAUAUGUAUUAUGUUCAGAGACGGUUCACGUAACGGCAAAUUCAGUUUGUUUUGUGGACAAAGCGCGUGGGGGAAUGAUGUCACUUAGUAAGGCUGCGGACGAUCGAUUAAUCCAGCAGCCCAAAUCAACGACCAUCGUGAAAUAUGAGAAAUCGUCGUGUCUCUUCUGCAACGAGUGGUUCGACGCCCAGACUUUUACGGAACACCUCAUACACUGCGGCCAAGUGCUAGAGGAGUGUCCAAACAGCUGUAACGUGUUCAUACCUCGCAUCCGUAUGCGAUCCCAUCUGAAAGAGUGUCAGCGCGGCAAGCAUCAGCAGAAAAUGCAGCGUCUCACUGCCAGCAUGGAGCGCUUGGAUCAAUUUGCCGAUCACCGUGUCCAGGUGCUAGAACAGGACAUAUCAACUAUACGUUCCGUGCUCAAUGAGGAAAUACGACAGCGUCUGCAUCUGAUCACGGACGUAGGCAACAUACGAAAACACAAUAAUGUGGUCGAGGACUGGACCCGGGAAACGGACGACUGUAUCGCCGAGCUACGGCAGCAGCUCGACGAGGAAAGGGCACAGCGCACAUUAGCCACAGAGCAAAACCAAGUGGAUUUUCAAUAUUGUUGCAGCAUAACCCAGUCGAUUUCUAUAAAGUCGCUGAAGGAACAAUUGGAAACGAAAAUGAACGAUUUGCAACAGUAUAUUAACCAACUGUCCUCGGAUGUGAGCUUCCAUCAGAACCAGCUGAAUGAUAAUAUUAUGAAGUUGGAGGAAAUUGUUUUUGAAAAUGAGAGGAUCAAUCAUGAUAAGUUUAUGCGGAUCGAGCAGUUUCUACAGGAAAUCAACGAGGAUAUUAAAAUUAAGUUGGGCUCCUCGGAUCUAUCCACCUCGAAGCAAGCCACAUUGGACUACGAAGUCAAAAAUGUGAAGAGUAUUAUGUGUGAAACUGAAGAGCGGUGCGAUAAGCUCCAAAGCAUUAUCCAAGAUCUCGAUAAGGCACUUCAUCAAACAAUGCAAAGCAUUUCGGACAUCGAGAACCAGAUGGCCAUGCAGCAGCGCAUUGCAAGCGUUCAGAAUAUAAGAGGUCAUCUGAUUUGGCGCAUUAAGGACUAUUCAAAGAAAUUAGAGGAGGCCAAGCAGUAUGAUACCAUACUGCAUAGUGCCAUGUUCUCCAACAAGGCUUUUGGAUACGCCUUGCGUCUGGAUAUCUAUUUAAAUGGCAAGGGUACUUGGAAAGGACGCAAUCUAAUUGCAUGCUUAAAUGUGCUAUCUGGCGAAUAUGAUCCACUUCUGAAUUGGCCAUGUCGCCUGCAGGCCGAGAUCAUUAUACGGGAUCAAAGUGGAGUAGCGUUGGAGGCACAGGACUAUGUCAAGACGAUCUACGUGCGAAAGAAGAGCGAUGAUUAUAUACAGAGUAAUCAGUACUUCCAUAUACCACACAAGGUCAUCACCAGUCGCAACUAUUUACGUAACGAUUCGCUCUUCGUCGAAGUGCGGGUUCUCAAAUAAAUGCAGAAUAUUAAAUAGUCAAAAAAUUCAUUCACAAAAACUAACUUUAGCCUAUAUUUACAUAAAUUUCUAAUAAAAAUAAUCAUAUAUAUCUUUA
This is a messenger RNA of Drosophila mojavensis, 1995 nucleotides long. RefSeq names its product TNF receptor-associated factor 3 (gene Traf-like). Gene Ontology annotation, cellular component: cytoplasmic side of plasma membrane; plasma membrane signaling receptor complex. Lineage: Eukaryota; Metazoa; Arthropoda; Insecta; Diptera; Drosophilidae. The transcript is spliced from 7 exons. Gene Ontology annotation, biological process: positive regulation of JNK cascade; tumor necrosis factor-mediated signaling pathway; protein K63-linked ubiquitination. The coding region runs from base 477 to 1898 and encodes 473 amino acids. The record is from RefSeq and is a predicted model, not a curated record. Gene Ontology annotation, molecular function: tumor necrosis factor receptor binding; ubiquitin protein ligase binding.